This is a messenger RNA of Porites evermanni, 16803 nucleotides long. The record is from the annotation of a GenBank genome assembly. Lineage: Eukaryota; Metazoa; Cnidaria; Anthozoa; Scleractinia; Poritidae.
AUGGCGCUCCCAGUUCCGAAAACGAUGUUUCAGCACAUGCUGAAAGAAGGAGCCAAGGUAUGUGUGGAUGUUUAAUAGAUGAAAGCAACUUAUCAUAUUUUGUUAUUCCUUGGUUUAAGUGCUAGUUGGUUGCGAUGGGACGUAUGGGGUUGUGUGUUAGCUCAAGUCACCUCCAUCACCGGUGGUUUUUGCACGUGCGUUUGGAAGUGUCAGAUUUAACAGAACCAUCACUGAUAAAGUACAUAACGCAAUUGUAUUAAGACUUAAGAUUUUGUGAAGGUGACCAGCAAUCUUCGGGAGGGUUUAGGGCUACAAAACAGUGAAAGAACCCACUUUUUUUGCUCGAAUCACCGUGCCUUGGUUUUUUGUUGAGUUGAUGUUCAGCUCAGGUUUGUACAAUGUACUUGUGUGUAAACUAUAUUUUAUUGUUACAUUGAAAAUAGGGAGCAAGGGAAACCUUAAGUGAAAAAUGCAGGCUUAUUUCUGGAUUUAUUGGAAUUUGUUACAUUUAGCCAACAUGGUGACAGGGGAUGAAACAGGGGUCAUUUUGAUAACACUUUUACAAUUUUUAUUAUUGCAACAUUAUAAUUUGCAAGUGAAGAAAUUGUCUUAGAGUCUGAAAUCAAAAGCUACACUUGUAAAGUAAACUUCUAAAGGUUUUAUAAAAUUGACCCCAGGAUUACCGGUAAUGCCUGUAUUAGCCACAAAGCCCAUGAAAUGUUGUCUACACCACCAUGGUCUAUGUCCCCUACUCUUUACAAACAGCAGUGUGGGUUCUUUUCAACCACAAGAACAGUGAAAGUGCUGCAGACUUGCCAACCCCCAAGAGACAAAAAUCUUGAGAUUCUGAACCUAGAGCUGGGAAAAGAAGUGAGAAGUAGGGAAAAGUUGUGAAAUUUCUCAAUAUGGAAGGACUUCCAGCUGGGAUUAUUGCCAUUAGAAGUCACGUAUCAUUUUAAAGCUACAAUCGUGGAUCAAAUGCAUUUGCUAGGCAUUUUCUUUAGAUUGAGUUUGCUACAGUACCGCUCAAAAGUAAGUUGACACUCGAAGCUCAAAACUUGAGACUUGAUCCUUGUUGGGAAACAAACCUUACUGAUGCUCCUACAAUUAUUUGGAAAAAGGACUUUUCCAGAUCGCAUGAGACAUCUGUUGUCAACUUGAGAGAGCUCCUAAAGUCUUGAGUGUCAAGUUUUUGAGAGUUGGCUUACGGUUUUUCAUCCUGUUUUGACAAGACUAGAAUAUCUAACCAUUUGAAGAUGUCAGAACAAAGGCUGUAAAUUCUUCUCUGUUAUUUAAGAUCCGAAGGGUUAGUCCAGCCAGGGUUAACCGAUGGCAAACUGUCCCUGGUGUAUGGGGGAGUGUAACUAAUGUGAAACCUGUGAGCCAGAAGCAAUUUUGUGAGCUGUGAGCUUGUUUUUGUGUACUAUUUUUUGCAAUAUUUAACCUCCAAAUAGAUGCACUUUAGUUGUUUAGUUAUUUAUCAUGUUUGCUGAAAUCCUGGUUGGAAAAUAUACAGAACAAGUUUUGCUAAGUUUCUGGAUUACUGCAAAGCAGAUGAAUGUGUUUUAAAUAACAAUUUAACAUUAUGUGUGUUUUUAUCAGCAUUACUCAGGUCUUGAUGAUGCUGUUUACAGAAACAUUCAAGCCUGCAGAGAGCUUACACAGAAAACAAGAUCUUCCUUAGGACCAAAUGGUAGGCAUUGAUUUUUUUUAAAAUCACCUUUCUGGUUUUUAUACCUAUAAUUGUCUAACAUGAUUUACUCAUAAUGCGCAUGCUAUUCCUUAGCAUUAAAUGAAAAUUUUAAAGAAUUCAGCAAAAUACAUAAAAAUUUUAAAAUAGGCAGAAUUUGAAAACAAGUUGAGCGUGCAGCACUGCUAUAUAUUGUGGUGUGAAAUAAUGCAUUGGAUUUUGAUGGCCAUGCAGUAGCCCCAAUCAACCUUCCAUCAAAUAUAAUACAUGUAAUUUCAAAAUGAAGUGCAGUAUGCACCCUAUGGUGGGCUGAAAGUUUAGCUUGAUAAAAAUGUUUUGACAAUAAUUUACAUGUAUAACUGCCAGUAUUUCUGAUUAUAAUCGUAAGUGAUGUACUGUAGCUCUACUACUCUUCAUCAUACUAUUUUGUUUGUUCCAAUUAGACACAAAUUUGAAUUCCAUAGUGUUUAAAUGUAUUUAAGAUGUGUCAAAUAAUGGUAAACGAAACGAGGUGAACAUUGGGCUAUGUUUUGCAUUUGUCUACUAUUUUUUAUGCUGCUGACUGUAAAGUUACUCCUAUCUUGAGAAGUAUUUGUAGACAAUUUUUUAAAAUAACAUCAAGGUGUAUUCAAUUGAUCAAUCAUACUUUUGAAUAAAAAUACUAGAAAAAGAUCAAUAUGCUUUGGCUUUCAUUUCAUUGUUAACUCCAGAACUUUGUUGGACAUUGUUAAUUUAGAUGAAUGUAGCUUUCUAGUCAUCCAAAAAAUUUGUAGUUUAGAUUUUUCACAAUUUGUUACUUCACUAGGCUUUGCCACAGGCAGCCCAAUAAAAAGUUAAUUGGGUCACAACUAAUUCACAAAACUUACAAAGCAAAAGCUUCUUGUGAAGUGUGUUUGGCAGGCUAAAAACGUGUAAGUCAUCAGUUUAAAGGCUUGUCCGUCCCUCAUUCAUGUAUAGCAGUCUUAAGAUGAAGCUAUAAGAACCUUUUUAGCUUGAUUGUGUAAGUUAGAUUCAUACUCAUGUAGUUUAAAGCAGUUAAUAAUUAAUUAUAAUAUUAAUCUUGUGAUUUUAAAAGGCAUGAACAAAAUGGUUGUCAAUCACUUGGAGAAGUUGUUUGUCACAAAUGAUGCAGCUACAAUAAUCAAGGAAUUAGAGGUAUGGCUUAAAUAACAAUAUACCAGUGAAACUGAUGGGCAUGACUCAUGUACAGGUUAUCCUUAUGUAGUAGGAACUUUUAAUCUUUAUAGAAAACUGAAAUUAGUAUUAACAUGUAAUAUAUGGAACAUGUUGCCAUGGAAGUGGCUGUUGCAACACUGCACAAGAUCAAUAGCCCAGUAAAUGUCUGAAACAAAUAAUGUAUACCAAGCUUGACAGGUUUGAGAAUCCCAACUGGCCGAAGGCACACCAGUUGGCUAUUUACAAGUGUUGCUGUGGAUUUGAACCAGGGACUACCAAGAACAAAUGCAGCAAGUGGUCAGGGCAUUAUUUUUCCUCAGCCACCCUGCCACUUGUUAUAGUUAACCCCUUUAGUAGCAGACUACCUUAUCUUCUAAUGAUCAAAUCUGCCUCAUUUGCCAUUACACUUUCUACUAUUACUCUUGCGUUGAUGUAUACUCUUACCAUUUUUGUAGAGCUUUGGUAUAAUAUCUUAUAAUGUGAGGGCUGAGCACUCAAAAUCUCCAGAACUGAAUUAUUGAGUGAUCCUUUUUUUUUUGCAAUAUUAUUUAACUGGUAGUUAUUUUAGCCACGGUUUUUUUGUAUUUGGCCAGGUACUGCUAAAAUGGUUUACACUGUAGUUUAAGUUUAUGUUAAGUUUUUGUUUCAUUGUAAACUGACUUUGAUACAUGUACUACUAGGUUCAACACCCAGCAGCCAAAAUGUUGGUGCUAGCAUCACAAAUGCAAGAGCAGGAGGUAUGUACAUCACAGUGGUGUGCCUGUCAUUGUUAAUAAUCAAUCAGGGAUCAAAAAACCACAGUUCUGUGUUAUAAUCGAUGAUGGAAUAUGUUAAAAUAAUGCUCAAUUGAUUAUUGUGGAAAAUAAGAAAAAAAAUUGCUGCAAAUAAAGAUAUUGACACUGAUCAGGGGCAUAACAUCCUUUACGCACAUGCAUACAUUACUUAAGAAAUUGGUAAGUUUUGGUAAGAUUUUCUGUUAUAAGUAAAAGCCAUUUGCAGUGUCGUAACUUGACCUUGUAUUGUGCAGGUUUGUUCCUGUUUGUCUCGCUGUUAUUCCGCAACAUUUUACAUGAAAAAAACAAGUUACCCUUUGAGUAGUGGAAUAAGAUAAAUUUGAAACAUUCUUGAAGUGUUUCAGUGAUUUUGUUACAAAUAGUUAUGGUGAGUCCUGGAACUCAUCUUUUGAAAAAUUAUGAGUCCCAGUCCAGGGCCAUUGAGUCCCAGUUCAAAAAACAAUGAGUUAUAAACUGAAAAUGUUUGGGUUUUAAGUGACCAGGCAGUUACUGAAUCUGAAGACAGACUCAAAACUCUUUAUCACAGUUUACUGAAAUUGAAAUAUAGUCUUUCUAUUAAAACAACAAAAUUGAGUGGACUAAAAUAAAUAUGCAUAAAGACUUCACUUCGUAAUGGGAUGACAGAUGAGUGACUUUCAUCCUUAUACAUAAAAACAAAGAAGUUAAAUAUAUGUUGAUAAUUUCAUCACUAAAUUUGUGUAAGAAAAGGGGAGGUGACUGGCCUUGUGCUUGUUAACACUCCAGAACCAGCUCAAAGAAGAAAGUUUUAAAAACUUUUUUUAAUAUCAUGCUCUAUUGUAAACAAGCCGGUAAACUGCCAAGAUACAUUGUAUGUAUUAAAGAAAAGCAAAAAUGCUAUUUUGUACAAAGUUUUUAAUACCAUGUGGACCCCUGUGUGUACUUGCCAAAAUGGCGAUGCUACGCCCCUGCUCAUGUGUUGUCUUUCUAAUUGACCAUUAAUUCAGCUAUGGCCCAUUGAUAACCCUUUCUUGAUACAGUUUUUGUAUGUUUCAUCAUGUCACAUCAUGUGGUACAAUGGCUAAAUACUUACUUGCUUUGUUUUGUGCAAUAAUAUUUUUUAUUAGUUGACUCUCGAUAACUCGAACCUCGAGCUAACUUGGACCAAAAUUGAUUUCCCUUAGAUUUGCUUCAUACAUUUACUAUAAUUUUACUCUCAGUAACUCGAACCCUCGAUAGCUUGAACCUCCUGCUAACUCAAAGUAAUUUUUGUUUCCCUUCAGAUCAUUCCUAUGAAUACCCUCAAUAACUCAAACCAUGCUUUAAGCACCUGACAAGUGGAAAAAUGUGAACUACAGUCUGAAACGUUGAAAUUAUUUUAACAACCAUUUAUUCUUUGUCUUUACUUUUUUGUCGUUCCAGUUUAAAUACAGCAGUGUCCAGCACUGCAUUCAUUCCCCACCCCAUUUCCUCCUUUCGGGUUAUUUGCUUCAUACUCCCGAUAACUCAAACUCCCACUGACUCGAACUUUUUUCAAUUUCCCUGAAAGGUUCAAGUUAUCGGGAGUCGACUGUACUUUAACUUGAACACAGGAUGGUGAAAAAUGAAUGAAAUGGAACAGAUGAUUGAUCUGUUGGGUCAAUCUGAAGAUUUUUUGAUGUAAUAUAUCAAGCAUGAGAUGCAGUGUUUCAUCACCAGAUGAAACACCGAGAAGAGAGGUGAAAAUAUGCUGGCAGGGGUGUAUUUUUGAUGAACUUUGAGGUGUUUCACCUGAAUGCUUGAUUUAGAAGGAGAAGUUAAGAAUGCAAAAAUGAGCAAUUUUUCAUCUGAUUUCCAGACACUCAGUAAACAUUAAUUUCCUUUGUAUUUUCUUUAUGAACAAUUUUAUUAGUGAGUUUGGGAAGAUCAUUUAUGAAAUCUCAGCCAAUUCCCAGCACUAAGUACACUAUGUUACUGCAGAUUUCUAGUUGAUGCUCAUUGUAACUGUGCAGUGCACUGUUAUAAAUGCAUUUUUUGCAUUGAUGGUUGGUCUAUGCGACAUGAGGGCUACAGCUGUAACAUGUAAUUUAAUUGAAAAAUUCAUUUAAACAUAAUAUUAUCAAUUUAUUAUUAUUUUCUUUCAAUUUUUCAGGUUGGAGAUGGCACAAAUUUUGUUUUAGUCUUUGCUGGUGCUCUUCUUGAUGCUGCUGAGGGGCUUCUGAGGACGGUAAAAUUGGCUGAGUUUGUUGUUUGGCUUAAUUUUGUUGUUUGUAAUAAUCAACGUAACCUUAGCACGUGAAAGACUCCAGUAUGUUUAUGAAGUAUUGUUAGGGCUUUUACUUAGAAAAAGUAGAAAAAGCGUCUAUAGAAGGUCUGUUGUACAAGGAAAGUUAUUAGAUAGUUAAAAGUGCUAGUACACCAAGGACAUUUCACAUUGGUUUAUUUCUUCUGUUGCUGUUGAUUGUUAUUGUCAAUAAAAUAUAAUACAGUGGUUAUUUUCAUAUAAAAUCACCAUUCAUUAACUUCCAGUAGAGUUUAACAGAAACUUGUAUUAUAGUAGUCAUGCUGUUUAUAACGGUCGACUGACCAUCAGUGAUUUUGUAACAAAUAGUUAUGGUGAGUCCUGGGACUUGUUUGCAACAAAUGAUGAGUCCUAGUCCCAAACCACUGAGUCUCAGUUCAAAAAACAAUGAGACCUUUAUGUAACCUAUGGGGCUUUAUGUAACCAUGCAGACUAUUAAUCUGAAGACAGACUCCAAAACUCUGUAUUAUAGUUUACUGGAAUGAAAAAAAACUCUUUCUGUUGUAAAGACUAAAAGAAAUAUACCUUGUUAAACAACAGCCACAACAACAGCCACAGAAAUCACGUGAACAAGUUAUUCUACAAAAACAUGUUCAGGUUAAUCGAUUGAUCUUUGUGUCCCACGAGGUGCAUGCCAUGAAUAAAGGUGCUUUUUAUGCAUCAGGGAUGCAGGACGCAGAGGUAAAAAAAUUACUGAACCGUGUAUAUUUCCGUAGGGUGACCAUUAGACACAGGUUUGACUUGAUGGGGGUCUUAAUAGUACUAUUUCUCACGCUAUUGCUAUUCCAUAUUUUCAAACAUGCUCAGUGAUAAUGAAUAAUUUUGCCUUGUUAGGGUCUCUCCCCUCCUGAGGUCAUAGAAGGUUAUGAAAAAGCAUGUAAGAAGGCUCUAGAAAUAUUACCAGGUAUGUAGAGUGGUCAGGUACCUGUGCAUUUGAGCACCUUUUCACCCUUUAAACCCUAUUAGGCUGAUUUAGCAACAGAACGGGAACAUCAUUUGACGAUGGGAAAGCGUGCGGAAAGGACUAAACUCGACUUCCGGUGCCCAAUUAGCAGCUCUGCCAUUGGUCAAGCCAGUUGUUUGAUUUGCGCGUGCCGUCAUCAACUGGUGUUCCUGUAAUAUUUGCAGCUAAGCUAAACAGUCACUUGCCAAACCACAGUAGGCCCUUCUAUUACAUUAAAGUGAGAUAAACAUGUGGAAACAUGGUGGACAAGGUGCACAGGGGUUAGCAUAGGAUAGUACACACUGGCCAUGCAGACUUCAUUGGCUCAAAAUGUGCCUUUUGAAUUUCAUUGCAUGUUAAUAAUACUAACAAUAAUAACAAUGAUAAUAAUGGAAACUUUAUUAUUUUGUGUUUUUGAAUGUACAAUUGUAAAUCUUGCUACGUAUAGGCAAUUUACAAAUGCUGCUUGCAAUUGGAUUAUUAAAAAAACAAAACAAAACAAAAACAAAAACAAAAAGAAAAGAAAUCAAAAUUGCAUUAAGUCUGGGCUAUUCCAAUUCCUACAUGUAUUUCUACAACAAAAGAUGUAAUAUGUUGCUCUAAUGGUUAUAUUUAUCAUUUUCUUGAUUAUAUAAAGUUGCUGCUUUUUUUCAAUGUCAUUUAUCAUGUCUAAAUAAUAAUAAUAAUAAUAAUAAUAAUAAUAAUAGUUAUUAUUAUGAAGUCGCCAGUGCUCUUUAAAAAAAAGUUAUUAUUAUGAAUAAUAAUAGUAGUGUGAUAUUAUUAUUAUUAUAAUAUUAUUUCUUUCUUUCUUUCUUUUCAGAAUUGACCUGUUCUAGUUUAUCGGAUUUAAGAGACAAAGAUGAAGUCGCCAGUGCUCUUAGAACUGCAGUGGGUAGUAAACAGGUAUGUUGUUGCUAUCUUAUGAUUGUAUGCAUAGAACAUCAGUAAACUGUAUCUAUUUUCUGUACCUUACAUGCUCUGCUUUCUUGAAACAAUGAACUGCCACCUCUUGCAGUACAUUUUGACUGCAGUCUUUCCAGUGUAGAAUUGUGUUGCAUAAGAGAUGGAGGUGACCAAACCACAAAAUAGAAAAAAAAAAGCCUCUCUUUCUGAGCAGGAUUUCUAAAUGUUAUGAGAGAUUUUUGGAAGGAUCUAUACCCAGAGGAAGCAAGUCACUUCUGAUUGAUUGUUAGAAUCUCCUUUUGAGCUCUUGUGUUUGUUUGUGAAAUAAAGGAGAAUUUAGCUGAUGUUGGAUUAAUUAUUUUCUUAUAAAUAUAUGUUCAUGCUUUUUUCUUUAGUAUGGCAAUGAGGAUUUCUUAUCAGAACUUAUUACAAAGGCUUGUGGUGAGUAAAACAAGUGUGUAAACAGUUUCCUACAUGAAGUUCCUAAAUACUAUAAGUAUCAUGAUUAUGAAGUGGAAAGUGUACAUUAAUUUUUCACCUGCAGUAUCACAAGAGAGAUGUAAUAGGCCUCAAGCGUGGACUGACUGCAGUAGUUAAUCAGUAAUAAACAAAAAUGUUUGUUUGGGGUGCCUUGGUUGAACUUUUUCCUCUUACUGCGCUUUUCACAAACAUGCAAAUUCUGAAGUUCAAAAGCCAACUGACAUUUGCGAUUUUUGCUGUCGUCAAUCAUUUUAACAGACCUCUUAGGAAACAAAACUUUACUUUAACGGGUUCAAAAGGUCAUGGAUUGUGAUUUCUGACUGGUGGAUUUCAAUCCAUUUUGUGAGUUUCUGUGUUUCAAGGUUCGUUGCUUGUGAUCAUAAUUAUGAUUGACGGCAGCGAAAAAUGCAAUUGUGAAGGCGCCUUUUAACUUCAGAGUUCGCAUGUUUGUGAAAAGCGCAGUAAGGGAAAGAGCAGGGUGUUCAUUAGGCAUCAGAGAUCAGAGAAUUCUCCGUUUACUGCCCAGAAUUCUCCCACUAAGGUUCUUUAGCCUAUGACUAUUUAUUAUUCUGCAUUGAGUCUCUUUUUAAAUAUUCUCCUCUGACGUUACACCUUUUUCCUGCUACCAGAAUUCUUAUGGCCAAAUUCAUUGUAUCGCGGUGCGCGUUUGCAAACUUCGAAUGGCUUUUUCUGUUCCAUCAAUCAUUUGAGUGGGGGCGGAGUUAAUGCAAAUCACGACUUGCCAAGCUUGGCCCACAAAAACAAAACUGAGAAUGACUCUAGACUGCUCAAGAAUAGAGAAGGAAAUCGUGAUGAAGAGUGGACGUUUUGUAGAAGGCAGGAGGCAGACAUUGCUUUAUUCUUGCAGGAGACUUGUAAGAAUAAGACAUCAGAAAAAUCUUUGAAGAAAACUGGUCGAUUAUUGCCCGAAAGAGGGCAAUCACAAGCAACGAUCGAACCUUGAAAAACAGAAACAAACAAAGUGGAUCAAAAUGAUCAAUCACAAGUAAACAUGUGUUUCCUAAGAGGACCGCUAGGAUGACUGACGGAACAGAAAACCCAAAAUUCCUUUUAAGUUUGUAAAACGCGCAGUGUAAUAAAACAAAUUUGGCUAUUAUGAGUGCACUUUUCCUUACUGCCAUGAAUAUUUGUUAAUUAUGUAUCUUUCUAUAGUUUCUCUUUACUUCAACCUUGAUUGAUGAUGUAGACUCUUGCAACUUACAUGACACAAUUCCUGGAAUUUUCCAUGUCACCAAUUUUAGUUUUUGCCCAGUUUUGCAUUUUUUUUAAAUCUUAGUAUAUUCUAUAUUUUCUUUUUCCUUUUUUAUUCCUUUACGAAAAUUAAUAUAAAAUUUAUAUACAUUCUAAGUAAGCCUGGGAAAGUAGCUGACAUUUGGCGAUGCUACUACUGGUUUCCCUGCCAAAGGACGUCUGAGAAAUGAGCGUAGAAAUUCCACACUGGUGAUGCGUCACUUCUUAUUGGCUGAAUCGAAUUUCCCACGCAGUACGACCAAUCAGAAGCACUACUCGGAUCAGGGUAGUGAUGCGUCAUCAGUGUGGAAUUUCUGCGCUCGUUUCUCACAUGUCAUUUGGCAGGGAAACCAGUGGUAGCGUUGCCAAAUGUUGGCUGUUUUCUCAAGCUAAUUCUAAAUAUGCUAUUAGUAAUUUAUAGUUGCCCAAUGAAGUAACAUUCCUGCACAUAAGUACAAAAUAAUAGAGCAUUAUCUGAAAACACAGUUGGAGACACCACAAAUUGAUCAAGUAAAUAAAGUGGAAAUGAAAGUGCUUUUAAUUAAGGAGCUACAGUAGCUAGUUCAGGACAAAUACUUAUCUUUUUUUUUUUGUUUUGGUUCUCAGUCUCCAUCCUGCCACAGAAAGCUACAUUUAAUGUAGAUAAUGUGAGAGUAGCCAAGAUUUUGGUAAGUUUGAAAAGAUCUGAGGAAAAACCAUGUUAAGCUCUUCACCAUCCCUUAGAUUAUGCUAGGUUAGGGUAGGUUAACACUCCAUCUUGCAACUGAGUCAGAAUCCUAAUCAGAAGCACAAGCAUUAGGAAGUCAUAACCUUGAGUUUUCAUUGUACUCAUGGCUGUAUUCCCUAGGAUCUUGUGAAAACCAGAUUUUCAGGGUCAAAAGCAGAAUCAAAAGAAGGUCUAUGGAUUUUUUCUUCCCUUUUUCACUUAUAAAUGAAGGGGAAAACACAUUAAAUUAUGCGUAAUAUACAUAAUUUAAAAGAAAAGAAUCUCAAAAGAUGAGGAAGUCUCAAGAAGCCACUUCCUCUAUACAUUAGAUUUAGUUGUUAGUAUAGUCAUUAAAAGAGAAAAGAAAAAAAGGAGAUCAGCUUAUAAUAAAUUAAUUUACAAAUGUAUGGAAAAUAUUUAAUAGAAAGUUAAUCAUCUAAUAAUUAGUAAUAAAUUACAAACGAUUAAUUGAGAAUUCUGUAAAAUAAUUAAAUAUGAUUUAAGUAAACGUUUAUGUUAUUUGAUCUAAUUAUUGAGCGAGUUAAGGAGUUCCACAUUGUGUAGUCACUAAAGGUGAGUUUGAGCCCUAGGAGGGGUUGAAGGGAAAUUGAGGUGGGGGCGGCCACCUAGGCUCAUAUGCAACAGCAUGUAUGAGUUAUCAGGAAACUUCUAUUUUAACUAUAUCUUAUUUAUAUAUUAUGAUAAUACCUCAUAUGCAAAUGAAACUACCUUAAUAAGAUUAUUGUUUCAAAAGUAGGUUGAGUUUGAUCGUCCGGGUGAUCGUAGUCCUGAAUAGGACUGUUGUUGUUGACAGUGACUGACGUUUCGACAAUCUGUGCGGUAGUCAUCAUCAGAGUCAAAGUGAGUUCUAUCACGUCAGUUGAUGGUAUUAUACUCUGGUUAUUGAUCUGAUUGGUCAGUUAUGUUGCAAUGUUAUUGGUCGUCUGUCAGUUAAGCCGUGAUGUUAUUGGCUAUGAAGACUCCUAAUCAGUAAUUGGUGCCUUUCGAUCCGUCUAUUGAAACAGUCAGACAGUCGUCUAUCGUUAGUCAAAUUGUCAGUUCUCCAGUCGUUCUCUCGUAGUAAUAACAUCACGACAUAAUUGACCAAUCAGAUCAAUAACCAGAGUAUAAUACCAUCAACUGACGUGAUACAACUCACUUUGACUCUGAAGAUGACUACCGCACAGGUUGUCGAAACGUCAGUCACUGUCAACAACAACAGACGACAUAAUUGACCAAUCAGAUCAAUAACCAGAGUAUAAUACCAUCAACUGACGUGAUACAACUCACUUUGACUCUGAAGAUGACUACCGCACAGGUUGUCAAAACGUCAGUCACUGUAAACAACACAGUCCUAUUCAGGACUACGUUCACCUGGACGAUCAAACUCAACCUGCAGUGAAACCUGUAUUAAGUGGACACCCUCAGGGAAUGCUGUAGUGUCCACUUAAUACAGGGUGUCCGCGUACUACAGGUCUCAAUAUAUAAUGUCAUAUGAGGUGUCAAAUGUCAUUCAAAUGAACAGUGGAAGCGUUUAGAAUACUCCCAGAGACUAUGACGAUAGCCGUUUGCAUUAAUUUCUUUAUUAAAGUGAACCAAUUGAUCAGAUGAGUGAAACAAGCUCUAUACACACAAAAUGAAAUAGAAAACAAUCCUGUAAACUGAAACUAAUCAAAUAAGUUCGUGAAGUCACGUUUCUUAAUGUAAAAAUCGAAAAAUUUGUGGGUGGCAAUUCGAGGUAAUCUUUCACAUUUCCGGUGUCUGGCAUGUUGGGUGGUGGAAUUUAAUUACAAGUGUCCGUUUAAUACAGGUCGGCAACAAUAGAAAUGACCGCUUAAAUGUCCGCUUAAUAAAGGUUUCAUUUAAAGUAAAUAAGGGAAAUAAAUUUGGGGACUUCGGCUACUGUCCGCUUAAUAGAGGGUGUCCGCUUAAUACGGUGUCCGCUUAAUACAGGUUUCACUGUACUUUUGAAAUGACUCCUAGGUUCAAACUGUUCACAGUUUUAAGAUUAUUGUUGUCGUGUUAGGGUUCUGGUAUUCAUAGUUCAGAGGUUGUUCAAGGAAUGGUUUUCAAGCGAGAGGUUGAAGGUGAUAUUAAGGCACUUAAGGAUGCAAAAAUUGUAGCAUUUUCUUGUCCACUGGACUCCAUGGCAACAGAAACUAAGGUGAGAUGAGUUAUUAGAUUAAAAAAUGUUUAUAACUGUGCAGAGAUCCAAGGAACUGGGUCAAAUUCGCAGGCAUCUAAGCAUGACCACAUCAUGAAGUGAACAAACAUUUGAUGUUUUCAGCCUUUUUAUCACUUUUUAAAUAAUAAAGGUCUGUAAAUCAGACUUGUUGAUGGUUUUUGGAUAUAAGUAGCUUGCAAAUGCAGUUGUAUUUCCAGUUGUCACUUAUCUCAGCCCAAAAAGUGAUGUCUGCUCAUAAAUUAUUUUUAUGCCACAGAAAUUGUUUUCGGCUCCCACUUGCAGAGGUUACUUUUUAAUGAGAAAGAAGGGACAACUUAAAAUAUUUCUGCAUUUGCUAGGUUAAUUUUUUACCACAUUCAAAGGGACAAUGUCUAAAUAAUUUCAAUAUUUCAGGUGCCUUUGAAUAUAUAUAUACAUGUGCUAAACAUGUGCUGACGUUGGACAAAAAAAGCAGCUACUUCGCUCAGAGAAGCUGGCUAAUCCUCCCCCCUCCAAAAGAAAAUCAAUGAAAGAACUUUCAAAAAUUGUUGAUACAGCCAAUUACUGUACUCAAACCAGUUGCUUCUUCUAAGCUAGCCCCUCACAUAGAUCAAACACAUUUACUUCAGAAAUGAAAAGAGAGCAAAAUGCAAGUUUAAGGGGAAAAUUGGGGGGUUAAAUGGUUGGACGUGAGAAAAUGGAUAAACAGAUGAAACACAGAUCAAAGGCAGAGGAUGUCUUGAUAAAUAAAAUUAUCAAAAUGCUACUCCUCACCCUUGGUCUUAUUUGCUCUCAAUUUGUUCAGGGUACAGUGUUGAUCAGAAAUGCAGCAGAGUUAAAGAGCUUCAGCAAGGGAGAGGAAGAACACUUAGAAAAGGUAAGCUCCAGAAUGCUUUUUCAAUUGGUCAUAAACGAACUACAGGCUUACUAAUUCUCGGAUAAAAGUGUACAAGCCAUAGGGAAGGCGUACUGAGACCAGUGACUGGGUGAAGGUGAAAAUAGGAUUUUCUCAGGGGUCCACAUUUGGACCACUUACGUGGAAUUUUCUUUGAGAAUGAUGUGCCUAACAUAAUAUUAGAGUCUAGUGCUUCAAAGUUAGUGGAUGUCCAUCAGGUCUACGUAGCAAAGAAAACAACUGAGACUGUAGAAAUACGAUCAUGAAAGGAUAAGAAAGUGGCACCAAGAAAAGCUAUUGAGUAAAGACAUUUACAAUUAAGGUCAAGGUAUGGUUGUGUAAAAUGACUGAAAUUCAUAGGAAAAAUUAAUAGGAAAGUUGAUCUAGGCAUUUGAGGUGACAAAGUCAAACCAACACAGCCCAUUAAAAUCGUUGGUGUAAUCUUGACAGUAAUUAUAAGUGAUGCAUGUUAGAAAUGCAGUAGUUAGGAUGGUCUAACCUAAAAUGUACUUUCUUGUAGCAAAUCAAGGCUAUUGUUGAUGCUGGUGUUAACUGUAUUGUAACUGGUGGCAAGGUCGCUGAGAUGGCCCUUCACUUUUGUAACAAGUAUAACAUUUUAGUUGUCAGGUGCGUAUAUGUUCUUUUGAGUUAUUAUCCUGAAGCACAAUGGACUCAUGUUGAUAUCAUUGUUUGCAGGCUAAAUUCAAAGUUUGAUUUGAGAAGACUCUGUCGAUCAGUUGGAGCAACAAUACUUCCCAAAUUUGUAAGUUUGCAUAAUAGCUUUUUUUUAUUCUCCCACCAUUGGCUACCUCGAUUUUCAGCCACUGAUCUAAAAAUAAGCCCGAGACUGGAGUCAAGAGAGCAGCGGAAGUUGAACCUACCAAGUUACAUCAGAAUGAAAAUAGUCUUCGGGCAAGUUCCCCAUUUGAGAAGAGUGCUGCUCCAAUCUUUGGCAGCUUGCUCACCCGUUACUUUCAAUUGACGUUGUUUUUGUUGUAUGAAACUGGUAGCUUGUAGGGGGUACUAAGUGAAUUUGAGCAACGCUCAAAAAAAUGUACUUCUGAUACCUUUUAUGAGACCCUGGUUCUGUCAUUUCUAGAAGGACGUUUGAUAUCAUGAGACCUUGUUCCCAGAUUCCCUCGUCUUCUUGUAGUAGUAGUCGUCGUCGUCGUCGUCGUCGUCGGAGUCGGAGUCGGAGUAGUAGGAGUAGUAGGGGUAGUAGUAGUAGUAGUAGGAGGAGGAGGAGGAGGAGGAGGAGGGUAGUAGGGGUAGUAGGGGUAGUAGGGGUAGUAGUAGGGGUAGUAGUAGCGGUAGUAGCGGUAGUAGUGGUAGUAGCGGUAGCGGUAGCGGUAGCAGUAGCACAGUAGCAGUAGCAGUAGCAGUAGCAGUAGAACAGUAGCAGUAGUAGUAGUAGCAGUAACAGUAGUAAUUAUAAUAUCCCAGUAAGAGGAAUUAUCAUUCAACAAGCAGCGUUAAUCAUUUUGUUUAACUGAGUUUAGUCUGAAAAAUAGGAGGGAGACGGCACUAAAAAUCAUUGGUUACCGAAUACUUUUGUCUCCCAUCAUUUCAGACAACUCCCACAUCAGAGGAGAUAGGUCAGUGUGAUGAAAUCAAGGUGUCAGAGAUUGGUGACACUUCGGUUACUAUUUUUAAGCAAGGUACUGAACUACUUAAUCACUCAUUGAUUAAUUGAUUGAUUUAUUGAUUGAUUUGCAAAAACAACAAGAAAUUUUAGGUUUACUUGUAGGUAUAGUGAAGUAGAUUAUUCUUACAAUCAAGAGAUGAUAAAGUUUAAGAGAAUAAAUUGGCCUUUUACGAUGCUGCUGACGGUAGUAACGAGGAACGGGAAAUGUGCGAUUCGCCCAACGGCCAGUUUGCAAGGGUUUAAUGUGUGUUUGACGCGUGAAAAUACAGUGAAUCCACAUAUGGAAUCCAAGCUAAACUAAAAUAACAUCUCCGAUAAGUUUGUUCACCGUAUUGUUGAGUGUUGUAUCUCAUCCGGCGAAUCUACUUACGUCCGGUGGAACGCCGUCGGGCGAAAGGACUGCAAUUCAUAUAUUGACACGCACUCAAAACGAGUAUCUUAAGACUUGCACCAGUCGGACUCACUUGAUCCCUCUGUAAUCUUGGGUUUUAGAGCGCGAGGAGACGGCUGUAUCUACUGUUGUAAUCCGUGGUUCCACUGAGAACAUCAUGGACGACAUUGAGCGAGCUGUUGAUGAUGGAGUGAACACGUUUAAAGCGCUUACCCGCGAUGAUCGCUUCGUACCAGGAGCUGGUGCCACGGAAAUUGAACUGGCUAAGCAGAUAUCCAGCUUUGGAGAGGUGUGUUGAGUUGUAGGUCUUUACAAACUAUGUAUCAGUGUCACUCUGCUUUUGAAUUCAAAGUCGCUAAGGCUUGGUAAUUAUAUCUGUGAAACGUGUAACUUUACUGCAAACGCUUUUCCUUUGUUACAAAGAAAGAUCUUAACAGCCUGCUAUUAGUUUCCAAACUACAGUUGAACCUCCAUGUGUGAAAAGGGAUUGGGGGAGGGGGGAAAUACGAAAGGUAAAAAAAUCCCCACUCCCCAUUUUCGUCCCUACUCGGUGCCCGCCCUUUAGACGCCUACAAGCAGGUGACGUGCGCCCCCUCUCCUAAGCGACAAGUUUGGAUGGUGGCUUUGAAGAGUCUUGAACGUGUGAACUUGUAUUGCUGAUUAGCCGUUAACUGAUUCCUAUUUCCUGUUUUCCCUCAGACUUGUGCAGGCCUUGAACAAUAUGCCAUCGACAAAUUUGCCGAAUCCUUGGAGGUCAUUCCCAGGACCCUCGCGGAAAAUGCUGGCGUGAAGCCCACAGAGUUGAUAUCUAAACUCAAAGCUGCCCACCAGGGUGGGGACAAAAAUGCUGGCUUUGAUAACGAGGUAUAGUUGAAGUACUAAAUAACGUAAUGUAAAAUUUGAUUUCAACACGGAGGUACUGAGCAGAAAAAUAGAACUGACAUAGCUUGAAAAUCUUAGGCAGUCGACACAAAAAUAAAAUAAAUGUUAGACAAUACUAAACAUUUUCAAUUCGAUUUAAAAAAGAGAAGAAAUCCUAAUAAUGCCUAAUAUAAUGCACAAGCUAAAAAUUAUAUAGCUAAAAAAAUAUAUAUUUACCAAUCCUGAAUCCAGCUGUUUGAUAAAGUUUUGUUGUUUUGUUGCUGACCGUAUUUGGUCUGUUAAAUUGUUCCUCAUCUUUGGGUCAUUGUUUGUAAAUGUGUCAGCGUAGAAUCUUGGGAUUUUUUGUUUUGAUCCUUUUAUUUACAGUGGAAUCAUGAUUUUCAAACGCCUUUUUGGGAAAAGCUUAUUAGACCGAAUUAUCAAGAGGUGCGAAAAAUCGGGGAUGAUAUAGGCCAUUUCCGUGGGGGAAUAAGUUCCAGUGUAACGUGGUGACACCGACAUACAUGAUCUGACGUAACUUUCGAUGUUGUUUUUCUUAGGGUGGUGGAGCUGCAGUGAAAGACGCAGUAAAAGCAGGAAUCUUAGACUUGUAUCUUGUAAAGCACUGGGCUAUCAAGUUCGCUACUGAUGCAGCUGUUACAGUA